AUGGUCUGGUUCCCGCUCGCAGUCGAUAAUGAGGCAAUCACCUGGAGCUUCGACAUCGUCGGCCUGCUAGCCGUGGUCGGAGGGUCCUCGAUCGAAAAACAUGCCCAGAGUAUUACCGCCUCUCCUUUGGCUGGUUUUCCUCGUCUCUUGCCUGCUCCAGAGACGAUGCUCGAUACCGACCGCCCAGAUCGACUACCCUCUGUCAAGGAUGUGACCGUCGUAGGCGUUCACUCGGGCAAUCAAUUCAACGAACUUAAUUUCUUCGCCGACGUGAUCCACCGCAUCGGAGGACUGAAAAGCUUCCAGUUUCAAUCCUUCAAGAUCACAUAUAGGCAGAAAGAUCCCGAGGAGAACGGCAGCUUCCUACGCCAUGGUGUACCACCGGGUAAAGCUAUCAUCCCAUUGCACACAUUCUCUUCACUGAACCUGUUGACGUUGGUAUCGGUUCUCAUUACAAUUGCUCUGUUUGUCUGGGCCGGUGUGCAGCACGAUGCAGUCGCCAUUUUGGGACUGGGAACUAUGUCCAUCUCCACCGCCACAGCGUGUCUGUCCGCACAGUGGCGCCCAAUCCUCUCAGUCCGAGCAGCCAAGGGUAUCGUGCCCCCAGGCAACGUCGUCAUUCGUACACGUAAUGGAGCCUUCGUCGCCAUUGAGUGCAGCGAGGAAAUUGCCCGUGAGCUUUACGCCGGAACAGAAGAAUGCUCGUAUGUGUAUAAUGGACGUACCCAUCAAUGUCUUCUCGCGGUCAGCACAGUACUUCUGAUGGCUUCAAUUAUUUUCUUCAGUAACUGCGGCUGGAAGAUUCAGAUCGCUGUCGGACUGGCGUAUAUCAUUCUCAACCUUGCAUACUGGGCUUUGGCGCUCCUAACAGAGCCGCAAGACCUCUGGAAUUGGGAGAGCCGAUACCGAAAAGAGGAGCUUGUUAACGAGAUCUGCCCAAACUACACCGUGGCAAUGUGGAAAGCUAUCCAGACAACCGGGAAUGUCCGCUGGAUUAAAAAGGCUGGAUUUGCGCCGGCGACGAAGAAGUGGAAUGGAUGGCUGAAGGAGGCGAAGGAGAACUGUACCAAUGAAGAGUGGGACCCCGAGGCGGCGCGUGAUCGAUGGAUGCAGAAGGACCUAGAGGAAGAAAAGGAGGAUUGA
This is a messenger RNA of Penicillium pulvis, 1143 nucleotides long. RefSeq lists its product as uncharacterized. Lineage: Eukaryota; Fungi; Ascomycota; Eurotiomycetes; Eurotiales; Aspergillaceae. The transcript has a single exon. Bases 1 to 1143 code for a protein of 380 amino acids. The record is from RefSeq and is a predicted model, not a curated record.